AUGAGUCACAGUUUAGCAAGAAAAUUCGAUAAAAUUGUGUCGAAAUUAUCGAAUAAACAUAAAGAUGUGAAACAACACGUCAGCGAUCCCGUUAAUUAUCAUUGUUACCAAGAAGAUCCUGUUAAUAAUGGCGAAACGCAACCACAAGAAUCGAUUCUACAACGAAUGAAACUCCAUUUAGGCCAUAUAAACAAAUCCGACCAUUCGCAACAUCCUGAAGGUGUACCACCGAGCCAUGUUAUCGUCGAAGAUUUAAAGAAUUCGCCAUUCAAAGAGCGGAAUCAAAACGCCAAGAAGAAAACAUCGUUUUUGUUCACAUUCUCCUAUUCAAUGUCGAAUAAUUCUCGUUUUCGUACUUAUAUUACAAUUGAUCGCCCAUUUGGUGACUAUUACAGGCGGUUAAAUCAAACCACGCAUACUCAUCUUCUUCUUACGCAUGCACCAAUGGGUAACGGUCCGUCUUCAUCAUCGUCGUCGAAUAAUACAAGUUCGUCAGCACUCGGAGGUAUUCCAAGUGAAUUGUAUAAACAAGCACGUGAAGAAUUCGACAGUCGUUAUGCAGUUCCAGCAACAUUUACAUUAGUUUACCGCGAUUUUCAAAUCCUUCGGCCACUCGGACGUGGCGCGUUUGGUUCGGUAAAAGAAGUUAAAUGUAUCCGUGAUCCAUUGCCUGAUUACCUUCAAUCGAGCGAUAAUUCAUUAAAAUCUCAUCGAAUCGCAUUGAAAAUUAUUAAUAAGAAAAGUGCACAUAAAAUGAAACAAGAAGAUCACGUUGUCAAUGAAAAACGCAUCUUACAAUCUCUCAAUUUCCCGUUCAUCAUUCGAUUUUACUUCUCGUUUAAAGAUAAUGCGAAUCUUUACAUUGGUUUGGAAUUAAUCGAAGGCGGAGAACUCUUUCGACACUUACGCGAUUGUGAAAAAUUCGAUGAGAAAAAAGCAAAAUUCUAUGCAUCUCAAAUCAUUCUAGCCUUAGAAUAUCUUCAUUUGUUAGGAAUUAUCUAUCGUGAUCUCAAACCUGAAAAUUUGCUCAUCGAUCGACAUGGUUAUAUCAAAAUGUGUGAUUUUGGAUUUGCCAAAAAAAUCGAUCGAGGUAAAGCGUAUACACUCUGUGGUACACCUGAGUUUCUGGCACCGGAAAUCAUUCUUGGUCGUGGGUACAACAUGGGAGUCGAUUAUUGGGCGUUGGGUGUACUGAUAUUCGAAAUGAAUGCCGGUUAUUCUCCAUUCUGGGAUGCUGAUCAACAAAAGAUUUACCAUAAGAUUAUCAAUGGAAAAUUUCGACCACGUUCUGCUUUUUCUGAUAAUUUAAUCGAUGUUAUUCGUGGUUUAUUACAGAAAGAUUUAACCAAACGACUCGGUAUGAUGUUCAAUGGUGUUAAUGAUAUUAAAAAACAUCCGUGGUUUCGUGAUAUUGACUGGUUGCAGAUCUUCUUGAAAAAAGUUCGCGCACCAUGGAUUCCUGACGUGCGUGCGAAUAACUUUCCCGACGCUGAAGAUGAAGAGCCAGCUCGUUCAUCGGUUAAUCUAUAUGAAAAAGAAUUCUCUGAUUUUUAA
Messenger RNA from Adineta ricciae, 1554 nucleotides. NCBI's taxonomy places the organism in Eukaryota, Metazoa, Rotifera, Eurotatoria, Adinetida, Adinetidae. The record is from the annotation of a GenBank genome assembly.